AAAAGUGCCUGUCAGAAAAGGCGCGAGAGGGGUGAAGGAAAUAGCACGUCAGGAGAAACAGUGCGAGGCGAUGCGUGUGUCAGAAGGCUUGAGGAUGAAAACUAUGUAGAAAAGCGAUGAAACCACUCAGUGUGCAAGAGAAAAAUGCGUGUGUCAGAAAGCGUGAGGGGUGAAAAGUUAAUGUGUAAGAGAAGUGAAGGAAAUAGGGUGAUGAGAAAAAUGUGUGUCAGAAGAGGCGCGCGAGAGUGUGAGGAGUGAAAACAUUACAUAUAAGGUGGUAGCAUGUGAGACAAAAGUGCCUGUGUUGGGAGAAAAACGAACUUGUGCCUGUGAGCAAAGGGCAUGUCUGAGAAAAGGUGGUGUAUGUGGGAAAGGAAAAAUGUAUUUGUGUGCACAAGAAAAGGUGUGUGAGAAAAGUAGGGAAAGAAAAAGUGAGUAAAAGUGUGAUGGAGAAAAAGUGCAUGCCUGGGGUCAUGUCUGAAGGAGAAAAAAUGUGAGUGAAUGGAUGAAAAAGUAUAUGUGUGAGAAAAAUGGUGUGUGAGGCAAAAGUGUGUCAAGCGUGAACUAAGAUGCAAGAGUGAGUGGUGAAAAGUUAAUAGGUGAGAAAAGUGAAUGAAAUUGCGUGAGACAAAAGGCCGUGUAUUUGGAAGAAAAGCGAACUCGUAUGUCAAAAAAGUAUGUGAAGGAGAAAAAGUAAGUUGGAGGAAAGAUGUAUACUUGAUAAAAAGUGCAUGUCAGAAAGUGAGGGGGCAAAAAAGUGAGUAAAAUGCAUCUUGUCAGGGAGAAAAGCAAGCUUGUCAGAAAAAUGUGUCUGAGGGAGAAAAAUUACAAGAGUGUGUGAGGGGGUGAAAACCUUGAGGGAAAUAAGUGUGGGACAAAAGUGUCAGAAGAAUAAACUAGUACGUUUCAGAAAAAGCUGUGAGAAAAGUGUAUGGCAGGAAGAGUAAGAAAAGCAUGAAGAGGAGGAGGAAAGGGGUAUUUGCAUGCGUCACAAAAAUGAACUUGUGAAAAAGUUGUUUGAGGAAAAAAACAAAAGUGUAAGGGAAGUAGUGCAUGAGACAAAAUAGCAUACCAGAAAAGGGCAGAUCUAUGAGGACAAAUUUUGUACGCGUGCGGGAGGCCUGUGAGAAAAAGUGCAAGACGAAAUGCAUGUGUCAGAAAAACUUGUGCAUGUCAGAAAAGGGCAUGUCUGAGGGAGAAAAGUUCUAUAUGCAUGAAAGAGGAAAGAAAAGUGAAGUAUAUUUCUGUUGAGAAAAAUGCAUGUGUGACAGGAACAAAAGAUGUGUGCAAAAGUGUAGAAAGAAACGUGUGUGUCAAAGAGAAAAUAUUUUAAAACUUGUGGCUGAGGGAGAAGAUGUUGCGUAUGGCUGUGAGAAAACUCUGGGUGUGUGGGUGAGUAAAUGUGAGAAAAGUGUAUUUUCUAGAAGCCAGGAGAGCUGGCGGAUUUCAUCCUGUGCCAUUUUGGGCUGCAUUUCCACUAAAGGGUGUGUGUAUGUUGAUUUACAUCUUUCACAGGGAUGCUUUUUUGUAUGGCAGGGUUGGCCCAAUACAUUUAAAGCUGCUGCAUUUAUGCACAUGCAGUGUUUGAUUAGUUUUAUCCUUGAUUAGUGUUUUUGUAACUUGGGUAACUAUGCAUGGUGUGGAAAAUCCACCAAAAUGUGAGGGUGGGAAAUCCUGUUACAUGAUUCCUCUAAAGCAAGACCAGUGAGGCUUUUUCCCACGGAACCAGGCACACAUUUGUGCAAUCUUUUGAUUGCUGCAGUUCAACCUAGCAGAGCCUUGCCACAAAACUGCACACUCUCCUUUGCUGCUGCAUCCACACCACUGCCUCCUGUAGAGUUGUUGCUACCCAUCACCUUCUUCCUAAUGGAAGAGUGUGGCGGAUCUUUCCCGUCUGCUGUGUGCAGACCCGCAUCUUACAGCAGUCCUUUCUAAGUCCCACCCAAAAUGUCGUCACUGAAUAGAGGAGGAGGAAGAGAGCAAGGAGCAGCCAAUUGACUACCUGGAAGGGAGUGACGUCAAGGCGGAUAGGGUGGGGUCCUGUUGCAACUUCAGAAAAGCUUACAAGGAAGCACGAAGGAGAUGGAGGGGGACAAGCUUAUGGUACCCCCUAGUGGGGACCAUGGCUCUCAGCGAAGUAGUAUCUCUUCCACUGGUCCUCGUGCCCAGGAUGUCCUCGUUUAUCUUGUUGAUGACACUGUGGUGCGUCUAACAAUGGACAACCUACCCUCAGUCACGGCUCACGAGUUGCAUCGGAUGGUGUUAGAUGUGCUGAACCUGCCCGAAUGUGCACUUGAGAUCUUUUCAUUGUGGCUAGUCUCCCCCUUCCUUGAAGUUCAGCUGAAACCCAAACACCAACCAUAUAAGGUCUGCCGGCAGUGGCAAGAUUUGCUCUUUCGUUUCACUAGCUGCUCCGUGGAAGAGUUUGUUGAAGAUGAACCAUCACUUCAGUUCCGCAGAAAUAUCUUUUUCUUGAGAAGAAAGGAGCUGCAGAUUCAGGAUGAGGAUGUUCUGCGCCUCUUGUAUGAAGAGGCUAAGUACAACAUUCUGGAAGGAAGAUAUCCAUGUGACCUCACAGAUUGCGAGGCAUUAGGAGCUCUGGUUUGCCGAAUCAACUUGGGCCCUUACAAUCCGGAGCAGCACACGGCUUCUUUCUUGAAAGAGAGACUGGAUUCCUUCUUGCCUUCCCACCUUUGCCACAGAGGCCAUAAGCGCUUUGCCAGCCUUUGGAAACGGGCCAGCUCCCAGUUGCCUAUCAAUGAGCAGGGUCUCCUGCAUGCCUUUCGUGAGGUACCUGAGGCAGGGGCUUGCGAAGAACAUGCCACUCUGCUCAGGUUGUACCAUGCCUAUCUGCAAAAGUGCCAUGAGCUUCCUUAUUAUGGCUGUGCCUUUUUCUUUGGGGAAAUAGACAAGCCGGUUCAGGGAUUGCUGCAUCGGAGUGGACGCAAAGCUGUGAUAGUGGCAAUCAGCCUAGAUGGCGUCUAUAUCAUUGAUAGCAAGGAGAAGUAUGUUUUGCUGGGCCUGCGCUUUCAGGAAUUAUCAUGGGAUCACACAUUCCCAAGUGAGGAGGAACAUAUCCUGUGGUUGGAAUUUGAUGGGGAGAAUGAAGGUCGGCAAGUCAACAAACUGCUCAAGGUUUACUCUAAGCAGGCUGAACUCAUGAGUAGUCUAAUUGAAUAUUGUAUUGAGCUGAAUGUGGCUGCUAAGGGGCUGGAUCCAGAGCCCCCCACUGCUGCAGUUCCCACAUCUGAUCAACAGCCUCCCAAAAUUCAGCGGCAGCACAGUGUGCUCUGUAGUCGGAUCCAACGCUUAGCCACCAUAGACUAUGUUGAGGAAGGGAAAGAGAUCAAGAGGGUGAAACCUCGCCGCACAACAUCCUUCUUUGGCCGCCAGCUGUCAAAUGCUCCUACCUCCUACUUGGCGGUGCGGGCAGCUGAGAACUUGGAGCAGGGCUGAUCCCCAUUCUGGUACUGGGGUAGAAACAGGACCAGGCAACCUCGGGGGCAGUGCGACUACAUGGUCAGCAUCCUUGACUCUGCCUUUGGGGGUUAGAUGCUGUCUACUAUACCUCUAUCUCCAGAAAAAAACAUUACAUAUAUUCCCUUAUGCUGUCAGACAUUAUCCAGCCAUACUCUCAGUCUUACUGGGAUUGGGCUAUCAUAAUGUGCCAGGUUCUUCCUUAUACCCCAGAUUUUGAGUUUGUUCCCAGCAUGCAGCAGAGCUGUAAUAAGAGAUCCAUUCUCCCUACUACAAAGUGCCUUUACUGUCACAUUUUUCCAACCGGUGGUCAUGGUGCAACCGUAGUCAUCCCAAAUUGCUGAUUUUUCUCUACUUCUUUAUGGUUUUCAGGAAAAAAGGAAUCUAUCCCCAAAUACACUGUCAGGUACCUGAAUAAUUGAGAAAAAAGUCCAGUGUUAGUAAAACUUUGAAGGGGAGAAGCCAAAGGUUACUAUCACUUGGCAGUUGGCAUCCAAGGAGUGAAUCCCUGUUGUAUUUUUAAUUUUUUAUUAUUAUUAUUUCAGUCCAGCAGCUCAAUUUCAUCUAUUAGCAGGAGGAGAAAAUAUUUUUUUAACCACAGUUUGAUGCAGGAGCUUAAGAGACAUCUCUAAAAAAAGGGCAAUGCUUUUGGGGUGGUUGUGACUUUAAAAAGAUCUUUUUAUAAUACUUGAGUAACAUUUGAAGAUGAGGGAAGAUGGGGGACUGUGUAUGCUGGGCUACUGCAUAACCAGGAAAACUUGGUUGCACUUUUACAAACUCAUGGGUAUAAAAUAUAUGCAUCUACUACUUACCACCACAUAUACUCUUGACAUUUUCUCUUGGACAAUUUUUGUCAAUUUUGUUCUUUUGAGCUCAACUGCAUUGCUGUUAUUGGGGUUAUGGAACACAUGUCCUUGACAGCUUUUCUCAACCAGAGAUGACGUGGAACAUUUUCAUAAUCUCCAUUUUGUCUGUGAAUUACAAUGUUUAUACUCCAAACUUUUGGAAGAGGCUCAUUUUGAGGAAGGACGGCACCAAACACAUUCCAGAAGGCAGAAUAAGCAAAUUAUGCCUUUUGUUUCUUUUUAUAAUUUAUAUUUGGACAUUUGGGGGGUUCUUUUCAUCUCUCUUACCUCUAUAUCUUGAAAUUUGUGUGCUGUUUUUUUAGCAGUUUCCUCCAAGUUGGUACUUGCUCCUCUUUGUCCAGUGGCAAGUGAAAUCCAUCUGGCUAAUCACUGGUUUCUAUCCCCUUUGAAUUUCCAUUUGGAAAAAAGUGCUUUUUUUUUCCUGUUUAAAACAAUACUAUGCAAUGUCUCUUUUACUGACCUCCAUUUUCAAAGUCUGCUUAUUCAUCUAUUAACUUUAUCUAGGGGAUUGUAGCAAUAAAAAGAAUUUAAAACUGCACCUGCACUAUAUUCCUUUGAGUUUAUUAGCUUCCCAUGUGCUUGUACUUUUGUGCAUACCCUAAUUGUAUUCCUACAUUGUGCUAAGCCAGAAUUAACUAUGGAUAGGACCCAGCUGCUCAGAUUUGCCAAACAUUCUUUAUGGCUUAGUAUGUGAUGUGACCUAGCAUUGCACUCAAUGGAACUGGAUUGGUUCAUGACAGUAGAUCUAUAUUAACAUAAUAGGAUGACUGUGUUUGCAUAUGUGGUGUCAAAAUGGACUAAGUUAUGAUUCAGUGGGAUCUCCUGCCUCACCCAACUUAUUAAAGGCAACCUAACUUGCAUAUCCUGGCCACCCAGCC
Python bivittatus (Burmese python) is the source of this 5221-nucleotide messenger RNA. It is a transcript of the gene FRMD8, whose product is annotated as FERM domain containing 8. Gene Ontology annotation, cellular component: cytoskeleton; plasma membrane. Gene Ontology annotation, biological process: negative regulation of canonical Wnt signaling pathway. The record is from RefSeq and is a predicted model, not a curated record. NCBI's taxonomy places the organism in Eukaryota, Metazoa, Chordata, Lepidosauria, Squamata, Pythonidae.